AUGACAGUUUCAAAAGAAUAUACAAAUUAUUCGAGCAGAAGAAAAAUAAAGAAUUAUGCAAGAAAAGUAUGCAGUACGAAAACAUUGAAAAAACGUCUACCAAUACUAGAAUGGUUACCGAAAUACAAUUUGUCUUUUCUGCUUCAAGAUGUAUUGGCAGGAACAACAGUUGGACUUACAGCGAUAUCUCAGGGCAUAGCAUACGCAGUGAUCGCUGGUUUAUCACCAGAAUAUGGACUUUAUGCAUCAUUAACAGCCGGUUUUGUUUACAUUAUAUUUGGAAGCUGUAAAUUUGUUACUGUGGGACCAACAGCAAUAGUUUCAACAAUGACUGGUAAAUACGUGGCAGGUUUCUCACCAGAUUUUGCGAUUCUAGCGGCAUUCCUGUCUGGUGUAAUAAUAUUAUCGAUGGGAAUUUUUAACCUCGGAUUCCUUGUGGAAUUCAUAUCUAUGCCAGUGAUAAAGGGAUUUACUACAGCCGCUGCCCUCCAAAUUAUGGCGUCGCAACUGAAAUCUUUAUUUGGCCUUACUGGCGCUGCUGGUAGUUAUUUCGCAGAAUCAGUCUACAAUUUUGUUAAAAAUAUUAAGAGUGCAACUCUGUGGGAUCCUGUAUUGGGUUUUAUUACGAUUGCCAUACUUCUGUUAUUAAAGAAAAUUGGUGAAGGUUGUAAACGUACUGAUGGCUUAGUUAAACAGAUAAGAUGGUUUAUUUCUCUUGCCAGAAAUGCUGUGAUUGUGGUUGUUGGCAUGGCCGUGGCUUACGUUAUUAAAAUUACAAUGGACAGUGAGCCUUUGGCUUUAGUGGGUGAUAUUGGCAGUGGACUACCUUCGAUUGGACCUCCACCGUUUUCUACAGUUUUCAAUAAUCAAACAUAUUCAUUUUUAGAUAUGCUACAAACUCUGGGCCCAAAAUCGAUAAGUCUACCUUUGGUUAUAGUAAUUGAAUCAGUCGCUAUAGCAAAAGCUUUUUCUGAAGAUGGUCGAGUAGAUGCCACUCAAGAAAUGAUUGCUCUUGGACUCUGUAAUAUUAUCGGAUCAUUUGCAAAAAGUAUGCCAAUAACUGGUGCGUUUUCACGAGCAGCUCUAAAUUAUGCAUCUGGAGUUCAAACUCAAGCUGGAGGCAUCACUAACUGUUUACUUAUAAUUGUGGCGCUUACAAUUUUUACUUCUACUUUUUACUAUAUACCAAAAGCAUGUUUGGCAGGUUUAAUCAUAGUUGCCAUGUUUUCAAUCAUGGAUAAUAAAAUAUUCUUAAAACUCUGGAAAGCUAGCAAAAAAGAGUUUGUUGUUUUAAUAAUCACUGUGAUCGUAUGCUUAUGUGUAGGUUUAGAGUAUGGCAUCGUUACAGGUGUAGCAGUUGAAGCAUUAAUGUUGUUAUUUAAGCAAUCUAGACCAAUAAUUGACGUAAAGAUAUUGAAAAAUGAUACUGGAGAAAUAACCCUUAUUCCGUUACCUGAAGUUCUAUCAUAUUGUGCUGCUGAACACCUUAGGAGAUUACUCCUAAAGGUUUCAACACGAUUGGAUACUAACAGCGUGACAGUUAUUGAUGGAGCAAAUUUAAAAAGUAUGGACUCUAGUGUGGCAGCAAAUAUACUGUCAGUGAUAGAGGAUUAUGAAAAAAGAGGUUGUCAUAUGUGGCUUUUAAAUUUUAAUAAUGAUAUAAAACAUAUGUGUACUGUUGUUAAUCAAAAUAUUUCUGGCAAAUUUGUUAAUGCUCCAAAUGUACUAGAUUUGACUGUAGCAUUUCGAAAAGAAGUAUAA
Molecule: messenger RNA, 1761 nt
Organism: Achroia grisella
Lineage: Eukaryota; Metazoa; Arthropoda; Insecta; Lepidoptera; Pyralidae
Product: sodium-independent sulfate anion transporter-like
Exons: 1
Coding region: 1-1761 (586 amino acids)
Biological process (GO): transmembrane transport
Cellular component (GO): membrane
Molecular function (GO): sulfate transmembrane transporter activity
Source: RefSeq, a predicted model, not a curated record